ACUCACAACACAGGACGCGAUCGAUGGGCAGCAGGAAGAGCCAAUGGGAGGACAGCGUCGGCUUUUGCAGGUGUCGGGUGUCGCGGAUGGUCUCGGAGUGGCUGCGCUGGAUGCAGCAAUAAGAAUAGAGUGCAGAAACCAUGGACAACCAAUAUGAUUUCAUUAGCACCCCAACUUGCAAUGGAAUUUCAUCUCGUGAGCAGAAAGCCAGCUCCUUGGUGGCUGAAGGCCAUGGCCAACAAAUCUUAAAUGUACUGCAAAGCUUCAGAGAUCAAAACAACUUUUUUGACUUCAAAAUACUUGUGAAAGAUGAAGUGAUCCCAUGUCACCGUUGCGUAUUGGCAGCAUGUAGUGACUUUUUCAGGGCCAUGUUUGAAGUUAACAUGAAAGAAAGAGAUGAUGGGAGUGUUACUAUUAGUAAUUUAUCACCCAAGGCAGUGAAGGCAUUUCUUGAUUAUGCCUACACUGGAAGAACAGAGAUAACAAACGAUAACGUAGAAAUGUUAUUUCAGCUUUCAUCCUUUCUUCAAGUUUCCACUCUUUCGAAAGCUUGCAGUGACUUUCUAAUUAAGAACAUUGAUCUUGUCAACUGUUUGCAGCUAUUAUCCAUUUCCGAAAGUUAUGGGUCCACUCAGUUGUUUGACCAUACCCUCAAAUAUGCCCAGCGCCAUUUUUCCUUGCUGCUCCAGUCAAAUGAUUUUCUGGAAAUGAAUUUUGAGAUACUGCUAAAAUGUAUAGAAGCAGAUGAGCUCAACGUCCCAGAUGAGGAAUCUGUGUUGAAAGCUGCCCUUUGGUGGACGAAACAUAACUUGGAAACAAGACAGAAGCAUCUUCCCCACUUGAUGAAAAAAAUACGGUUACAUCAGUUAUCCGAGGAGACGCUGCAGGAAGUAUUGCACUCCGAAGAACAACUACUUGAAAGCGCUGGUUGCUUGGUAAUAAUCAAUGAGGCAAUUAAAAGUGUGCAAACUUUUAGCGGUUUGUUUCCAGACGCUCGCCCUUCAACAACAGAACAGUACAUACUUGUUCACAAAACUGAGGAAGACGGAGUACAUCGACAUACGUUUUGUUACAAUAUUAAAACUGAUCAAUGGAAGGAACUGAUGCACACUCACAUAACAGAUCUGCCAGGAUCAAGUUUAUCUAGUUAUGGUGAAAAGCUGUUUAUAACUGGCGGAUGUGUAGGGAACUGUUUCCGGACAAUUAGACUUCAUAUUGCUGAAACGUAUCAUGACGCCACUGACCAAACUUGGUGUUACUGUCCGGUGAAGGACAGCUUCUCGUCGGUAUCAGCCAUGAAGAAGCCAAGGACAAUGCAUGCAUCUGUUGUGACCCUAAAUCAACUGUUUGUAAUAGGGGGGAAGACGAGGGCAUCUAAGGAUAUCAAAAGUCUUUUGGAUGUGGAGGCAUACAGUCCUCUCUCUGGGGAAUGGAAAUCUGUGAGUCCCUUACCAAGAGGUAUCUAUUAUCCAGAAGCAAGUGCAUGUCAGAAUAUAAUUUAUGUGCUUGGUUCUGAAGUAGAAAUUACUGAUGCCUUUAACCCAUCUCUUGAUUGUUUCUUUAAAUAUAAUGCCGCAACUGAUCAGUGGUCUGAGCUGGUAGCAGAAUUUGGGCAGUUCUUUCACGCCACCUUAAUCAAAGCUGUUCCAGUGAACUGCACAUUGUACAUCUGUGACCUUUCCACCUACAAGGUUUAUAGUUUUUGCCCAGAGACAUAUGUCUGGAAAGGGGAAGGGUCUUUUGAAUGUGCUGGUUUUAAUGCAGGAGCAGUUGGAAUAGAAGAUAAAAUUUACAUCCUCGGUGGAGAUUAUGCUCCUGAUGAAAUCACUGAUGAAGUACAAGUCUACCAUAGCAGUAGGUCUGAAUGGGAGGAGGUUUCACCCAUGCCAAGAGCCCUAACUGAGUUCUAUUGUCAGGUGAUUAAGUUUAAUAAAUAUAGGGACCCAUGGUUGUUUGCAAUAGCAGUGUAGUCCAAUAUAUCAGUUAUAAGAAACUGCACAAGUUUUAUGGUUCUGUUUGCUUUUCAUUUGCCAAAAAGCCCCAUAUAUUAGAGGCCCAAUCUGCUAACAUGGUUUGCAGCCACUUUUUAUUUUAAUAAGGAGCAGGGCUUGAUUGAAUGUUUGGAAUAUAUUCAAACACCUCUUUUUAAAUUUCAGUAGCAAUCCCCCCCCCCAAAAAAGGGAUUGACCACAACUAGAACCAGAAGCUUUGUGAACUAAAGAGUAAUGUAGAUGAUGUGAGGGUUUUUUCCCCCCUUUCCCCCAGUCAACCCUACAAUAUGUUGAAAAGCAAUUUAUGGUAUGAUUUGGGGUCAACUGGUCAAAGGAAAAAAAAUAUCAAAAAUUACAUUGAGCCUAGGUAGCAGUUUACAUCCUGGCCCAAGUUUUCAGAUUAAUGCACUUAUAGGGCCAAAGUAAGAGUAACCAGGAUCAAUAAUAGUUUUGCCAGUAGAAAAAAAUGGAGUUAAAAGUUGAAGGUUUCCAUAAUAUGUAGUAAAGUAAAAUAGGCUGAAUUUAGUUGCUUUCUGGAUGUUGGCUUAACUGUUUACCAGGGAGCACACCCCAUUGAACUCAGUGGGGUGGGCUUCUGAGUAAAAAUGUGUAGGCUUGCUGUAAGUUACUCAAUUCUGGAUUUUUUAAAGCUUAAUUUAGCAUUUUUCUCUAUUAGUUAUUAAAUAAAAUGUCAACUAUUUUGAUAGGAACAUUGCACACAAUAAUUUUCACAAACAACUUUUAUUAACUUGGGCUGCAAUACUCUGUUCACCUGGGAGUAUGUUCAUUGAACUCAUAGGACUUACUUUUGAGUAGGCAAAGAACUGCACUCACUGAGACUAAAAUGGCUUAAGCAAAGACAGUAGUGGAUUCAGUUGAGUAUUCAAUAUCUCAAGUGGUGUAGCUUGUUGAUGUUACUAAUAGGUCCUAAGUUGGUCUGUCAUUUCAAUGCUGUUGGCUGUGCUUUUCUCUUUAUGAUAGCCGUAGGUAACAGACACAGCCCAAGGAAGUACCUUUAUGCUUAUGCUUGUGGUAGCAAGUGUGCAGUAAAGUUUUUAUUUCCUUUGUCCAAAACAAUAUAGGAAUGUUUUACUUGUGCUUAUUGCAUCGGGUUAUAUCUCAUCAGUCUGGUGUAAAAUCAUAGAGGGGUUAUAAUAGAUCAGUGUAAUUGUAUUUCCCCAACUUGAAUGCCUCCAUAUCUUUUGGGACUACAGCUCACAUCAUCCCUGAUCAUUGCCCAUGCUGACUAGGGAUGAUGGGAGUUUGGAUCCCAAAAUCUCUGAAGGACACCAGAUUGGGGAAGGUGGCCAAAAUUUAUAUUUAUUUAAAAUUAAGUUUCAUUGCCUGUGUAAAUUUACUUGGGAGUAGGUACAUUUGAAUUCAGUGAGAUUUACUCCAGAGUGAACAUGUUAAGGAUUAUACUGCACAUCUUGUAUUUUUGAGGCAGUAUCUUUCAUGACUGUUUGGAUCCUAAUUUUGCAUUUCCUCAUUCUUCCUUAAAUUGUAACUGGGUUGAUGAUCUGUAUAAAGCUGAUUAAGGGCAUGCCAGUUGCACAUACCUACUUCUGUCAUCCAUCUCAUGUACUUACAAUACAUUAGAUAUAAGAGAAGGAUAUAGCUAGUUUUCUAAGGCUGCAUUUCUAUGCAUGCUCAGUGGGGCUUAACUCCUGAGUAAACAUUUUGUAAGAUGCGUUUGCUUAACAUCUUGCAAAAACUAGACCACAAAACACAAACUAGAGGCCAAAAUAUUAAUUGUACAAAUGCACUUUUAAGGAGUACGUAUUAUCUAGUAGUCUUACCUGAUAGUGGCUGGGAUCCAAAGAGGUAUUUUAGACAUGCCCAAGAACUUGGGCAAGUCUAGUGGAAUUUUUACUUCCCUCCAACCUUUGAAGAUCAAGAUCUUCAUGACAUAUCAAACUGCUUUAGAAAGUCCUCUUCACUCAAGUUUCAAAAGUAAUUUGCUGUACCCCAUGGGGAGAUGUAUUGUUCAAGAAACACAAUCACUAGGGUAUGCGAAACUAGUGUUCGGAUCCCAGCCUACAUUAUAAUGUAGAAAGGAGUUGCAUGCCAACGUAUAUGAAUUUAUUUGCACUAAAAAUGUAACCACACCAAAACAGUUCUAUUAUUCUGGUAUUGUAUUAUCAGUAAAGGUAAAAUAUGGCAUGACCUAAUGAACAUUUAAUAUAUGUAAUUUCUUCCUGUGCUCAGCUAAUUGAUUGAACUAUUUGCUAACGGGUCACUAGUUCAAUAGAUAUUAUUUUGCAAUUACUGUAUCACAAAUGUCAGUGUCAAAAUGUAAUGCAUUGUUUUUAUACAUUGUGUUUUUUAUUCUCACUUUUACACUCCUCUGCCUAGUCCACUGGAGCAGUCUUCAGUGCGAGAAGGCACCUAUGGCCAAGUCUGCUACCUAUAAAGGUAUUGGAAUCAGAACAGCCAAUCUAGUUCUCCUUGUUGUAAAAAUGUUAACGGAAACUUUAGUAUUACCCUGAGGAAAAGGGUUAGAUAAGGCAGAAAAAAUGAUGAUUGCUAAAUAACUGACAUUCAAAGUAAGAGAUUUUGCUGUAGCACAUAGUAUGGGAAAGGGCACAUCUACACAAAGUGGUUUGAAUCAUGUUCUAUUAUAGCUUUCCUCAAAGCACCCUAGCAAUUGUAAUCUAUUCCCCACACCCGAAAAAAAAUAUUUAGUCCCUUCGCAGACCCAGGGCUCAGUGAUUUGGAGAGCUGUCACACACAAAAUUAUUGCACUCGGGCACAUUCCAGCUCCCCAUCUACAGUCCUUGGAGGAGGUGGGACUGUUAUCCUUCUCCCUUGUGGCACCUGAAGUGAGGGGUCCCCGUCAGCCCACCCCCUCAAUUUGGGACAUGUAUUAUCAUCCUGAAGACGAAGGCUGAGGAUCAGUCCCUUCCAGCUAGCUCAUCUGCUGCAAAGGUGCCUGUUGCUCCUCCUUGAACACUACUGAUCAGUGGUAGAGAAUGACCACCACACCUGAGAGUUGAGCACUACAUGUUGCUAGGCACUCCUCCCUGCUCCCAGAGUACUAGCUGCUACCUCUUUCUGCUGCUGCUCUGAGUCUUCUACAUCUGAGGUACUUUUACUCCACCCAGUUUUUGAGGUUGGGUGAGAGUGUUUCUAGGGUCCAGAGCAAAAUUGUUGAACUUCCUGCAAUUUCCUGCUGCCACAUUGGAUUCUGCUCCUCCUCUUGGAGCUUCCUACUGGAUCAUGUGAAUCAAAGUUGUAUUCACUUUUUGCCAGAGGAAAUGGCCCCACAGGUGUCACUGGGGUUCACUUUAGCUUCAUUACUUUCUGGGGGAUCCUGGGCACCUGCCAUUUUGAGGCGGGAAGGCUUUAUUUUGACACAGGAGUGUUCUUGGUCAUUUGACUGUAAUUAUCCCCAAAAUCCCUGAAGGAAGUGACAUCCCUGGUUAGCCAUUGAUAUGCAAAAGGAUCUUUAAAGUAUUUGUAACUAUGCUACAAGCCACUAGAAGUGACAGAAAUAUGUCUGUACCUGUGUGAGUGCUGGAAUGUUCAUUAAUCUGCAUAAUAAAAACACUGAGCAGUUGAA
Molecule: messenger RNA, 5553 nt
Organism: Podarcis muralis (Common wall lizard)
Lineage: Eukaryota; Metazoa; Chordata; Lepidosauria; Squamata; Lacertidae
Gene: KBTBD3
Product: kelch repeat and BTB domain containing 3
Cellular component (GO): nucleus
Molecular function (GO): protein binding; DNA binding
Source: RefSeq, a predicted model, not a curated record